AUGGGGCUCUCCGCCGGUAGCCACCACCGUCGGCGAAGCUCCAUGCUCGCCGGGAUAGGGCGAGCUUCGCAGCCAGUUUCGACGGAGCGCAGAGAUGACAGCCUCUGGUCACAUGCAGAUGGAGGAAACCACAAGCGCGAAGAACAAGAGCCAUUGACGGCUGAAGAGGACACUGAUGCAUCCGAUCCGUCGUCCGCCGCAGAGAGUUUGGAGCUCGACUUGAUGAGUUCAGAUGAUGACCAAUAUGACGAAGAAACGGGACUCACCUCAAACCAGAAACGCCAGCGACAACGACGGAGGAACCAACGACGGAAGCUGGAUGCCCGAAUCGCGGAUACCAAGUCACGAGGAGACAUUGAUACAGACCGCAGCAUCGUCAAGAGAUUAGGGGUCAAUGCCGCUUUGAUUUUGAUGUGGUAUUUCUUCUCCCUGUCCAUUUCAAUAUACAAUAAAUGGAUGUUCUCCGAGAGCGAUGUCGUCUUUCCCUUUCCUCUUUUCACCACAAGCCUACACAUGCUUGUUCAAUUCACACUUUCCGUUAUAAUUCUAUGGAUCUUCCCGUCGCUCCGUCCACAACACCCCCCGGGGUCUGCAGCAACAUCCCCGGUGGAUGGCCCUGAAGAAAAGCAGCCGAUCCUGACCAAAUUCUUCUACUUUACCCGCCUCGUGCCAUGCGGUACGGCAACCUCGCUCGACAUUGGCCUCGGAAACAUGUCCUUGAAAUUCAUCUCUCUUACUUUCCUUACCAUGUGCAAAUCAUCUGCACUUGCCUUUGUUCUCCUAUUCGCCAUCCUCUUCCGCCUCGAAUCGCCGUCCGUCAAGUUGAUCUUGAUUAUCGCUACGAUGACAAUCGGUGUGGUGAUGAUGGUCGCCGGAGAGACUGCUUUCAAUGCGCUUGGUUUUGCACUUGUCAUUGCGUCUGCAUUCUUCUCGGGCUUCCGAUGGGGCUUGACACAAAUCCUUCUGCUCCGCCAUCCGGCCACUUCAAAUCCGUUUGCGACACUCUUCCUUCUCACUCCUGUCAUGUUCUUCUCUCUUAUAGUCAUUGCGCUAUCCGUAGAAGGUCCUGCUGAGAUCUACCAAGGAUAUCUCGUGCUCGCUGAAAAGCGCGGGCAAUUGUUAGGCUCUUUCCUCCUCAUUUUCCCUGGCGUGCUUGCAUUCUGCAUGAUCUCCUCGGAAUUUGCGUUGCUCAAGCGUUCUUCAGUUGUCACAUUGAGUAUUUGUGGUAUCUUCAAGGAGGUGGUCACAAUCAGCGCAGCGGGCAUUAUCUUCCACGAUAAGCUCACUGCGGUCAACUUGACCGGUUUGUUCGUGACUAUCAGCAGCAUUGCGGCAUACAACUACAUGAAGAUUUCAAAAAUGCGCAGCGAGGCACAGGAAGCGGAUUGGAGUCGCGAGUCGAGUCCAUUAUCCGAUACCGAAGAUGGCGACCACAGCAGCGGUGGCGAACGGCAACAGCAAGGAGACUAUCGUCGAGUUGCAAUCCAGGAUGCUGUCAUUGUCAGCCCUGCGCCAGGUGGCCACUUGAAUGAAGACCAAACCGCAUCGCUGACUGGCGACCAACAGCGCUCAUUCCGAGUGCGCGCAAGCGGCUCUAGACACACUAGACAUGCUCUCUCCAUUUCCACAUCUACCAUCCCCGAAGACGACGGGCCACCUUCUCCUCUCAGAUCCGCCCCUCCCACUAUCACCACAAUGGCCCAAGCGGGGUUCCCUCAUCUCCUACCCUCCAAUCGCGAGGGUUCACCGGAUGUUCAAUCAACCUCGUCCCUUUCGCCUGUACGGCAUUAA
Penicillium arizonense is the source of this 1791-nucleotide messenger RNA. RefSeq names its product putative nucleotide-sugar transporter. Gene Ontology annotation, cellular component: endoplasmic reticulum-Golgi intermediate compartment; Golgi apparatus; cis-Golgi network. Gene Ontology annotation, biological process: UDP-glucose transmembrane transport. The record is from RefSeq and is a predicted model, not a curated record. The coding region runs from base 1 to 1791 and encodes 596 amino acids. NCBI's taxonomy places the organism in Eukaryota, Fungi, Ascomycota, Eurotiomycetes, Eurotiales, Aspergillaceae. Gene Ontology annotation, molecular function: antiporter activity. The transcript has 2 exons.